Molecule: messenger RNA, 1844 nt
Organism: Daphnia magna
Lineage: Eukaryota; Metazoa; Arthropoda; Branchiopoda; Diplostraca; Daphniidae
Exons: 1
Source: RefSeq, a predicted model, not a curated record
GGACAUCCGACGGCUGAAAUGUGCUAUAUGGGUCCUCGAAAAGUUCAUGUGAUUGCUGUAAGCCCGGGAUUUUAUUACGGGUUUACUAUUUUGGAUGGGAUUGUAUGUUCUUUAAAUUCAAUUAACGCUACAUUUUCUUCGAACAGUCAUGAACUCAACAUGUUAGUUGGUUGUGAUGGGACGUCAUUUAGAAAGAGCACAAAUAGUCAGUUGUGGCCUAUACUUGGUAAAGUUUGCAUGGAAGGAGCGCAAUGUUUUGACAUUGGUUUUUAUCAUGGGCACGCAAAGCCAGAUGAUGUAAAUUCUUAUCUGAAACAUUUUUGUGACGAAAUUUCUAAAUUAAUGAACGAGGGUUUUCAAUUCAAGGGGUGUCACAUUAAAAUUAGAGUAGAAUCUUUUUGUUGCGACGCUCCCGCUUGUAGUUUUAUUUAAAAUGUCAAGCCUUGUGGAGCGUAUUAUGGGUGCAGGAAAUGCAAAGUUGAAGGUGUAUAUGUACGGAACAAAUCUGGCAAAAGCGGUAGGGUAACCUAUCCCGAAAUAGAUGCGAUAUUGAGAACUGACGAAUCUUUUCGUGAUCGAGAUCAAAUUUAUCAUCAUAGUGGAUUUUCUAAUUUGGAAAAUUUGUCGAUCAAUAUGGUUGACGACUUUUGCAUAGAUCCAAUGCAUCUUGUUUACUUGGGAGUUAUGCGUAAAUUGUUAUACAUUUGGGUGCAUGGAAGAAAGAGCAUGAAAGUAAGGUUGUCUUGGCAACAAAUGAAUGAAAUCUCAAAAAUUCUUUUGAGAAUUCAAUCAUUGAUUAGUGUGGAAUUUUCUCGAAAGAAUCGAACGCUAAAUGAACUAUCUCGGUUUAAAGCUACCGAAUUCAGGUUACUUUUGUUUUAUAUUCUGCCAAUAGUCUUAAAAAAUCGCCUUCCCGAUGAAGUUUACCAACAUUUCAUUUUGCUUCACGUCGCGAUCAGAAUUCUGUCUUGCAAACGAAGCGUGGAAGAAGAAGCCAACAUUGACUAUGCACACAGUCUCUUGACUCUGUUUAUUCAGAAGUCUGUCAGCAUUUACGGAGAUCAAUUUCUUAGUUAUAAUGUUCAUAAUCUUAUUCACUUGGGAAAUGAAUGCAAAAGACUUGGAGCACUUGAAAUGUUUAGCUGCUUUUCUUUUGAAAACCACAUUGGUAAACUAAAAAAUUUGGUUCGUAAGAGCGCGAAACCCCUUCAACAAAUUGUGAAUCGUGUAAUGGAAUUGCGCUCCAAUGUUCCGGUUCAAAAGAAAUCAACAAAUCCAAAUUUAAUCAAAGUUAUUUACGAACAUAACAAUGGGCUAAUGAUUCAUGGCCUACGAGGGCAGCAAUUUGAAAGGGUAAUUUUUCAAAAAUUGAGAUUUAGUUGUAAAAGCCCAGACAACUGUGUGGUAACUGAUGAUGAUUCUGUAAUUUUGAUUGAAAAUUUUGUUGAAAACAGAGAAGGAGAAGUAUAUUUCAUUGGAAGAAAAUUUAUGAAUUCUGAGAAUCUUUACAAUCUUAAUGGAUUAGAUUCGAAAACAAUAGGCACACAAAUUGUUAACACACUUUCGAACAAUCUAGAAUUUUGGCAAUUAAAUUCCAUUUCUUUCAAGGCUAUGAAAAUUCCUGUAAUUCAUGAUAUUCCACAGUCUCCAAAAAGUUUUGGCAUUGUUUCAAUAAUGAAUUUUGAUGCAGAAAACUAAAUAUUACUAAGUGAAAUAUAGGUAAUUUAAAAUGCUUUAAGUUUUUGUGUUAAUAUUAUAACGUUCGUCUCGUUUUAGGCAGAAGCCAUGGAUCCUCCCAAAGAAAUUGUCCCCAUAAAGCUGCAAAAUGGAAGCUAUUUAUGCUC